Dictyostelium discoideum AX4 is the source of this 306-nucleotide messenger RNA. RefSeq lists its product as hypothetical. The transcript has a single exon. Bases 1 to 306 code for a protein of 101 amino acids. The record is from RefSeq and is a predicted model, not a curated record. Lineage: Eukaryota; Evosea; Eumycetozoa; Dictyosteliales; Dictyosteliaceae.
AUGAAGAGACCAUACAUUUCCAAUGAAACUGGUUUUGGUAGCGCCCCAAGAAACUAUAUUUCAGAUAAAUUAAUUAAAACAGUAAAAGUUGGCAAAGCACUUUUAUUACAAACAAAAGAAUACGUCGAGGCUGAUAAUUUUAAAAAAGGUGUCAUUCUUGGUCAACAUUUCAAUAAUUUAUUUUAUAAAUUCAUUCAAGAACAAUGUAGUGGUGACAUUUACUGGGGUAGAAAGAAUAAUUGCCAUAACUAUGCAAGAUUUUGCUUAGAAUAUUUGCAUUUAUCAUGGCCUGAUUCUGUUGUAUAA